AUGAGGCCGCCGUGCUCAUGCGCAAGCAUCAUAGCGCGAGUAGAGCGCUCCCGACACGCAGGCCUGCGGACGAGGGAGCCGCAAGCAGCUUCGCCGACGCUGAAGCGGCAAUUUUCAGCAAGCCGUUCCUCAUCGAUCUCUCGACCUGCCAGCAGGCCAACAUGGCAGGGCUCUGCCGUCGGACUGCGCGGGAGUAGACAUAGACUUGUACAACGUCAGCCGGGCUGCGGAAGCACGAUCGAAGCCAGGCGAUCAUUCCACUCGUCGCAGCCGGCAAGAGCCAAGAACCCCUACGACGUGCUCGGAGUAGACGCCAAAGCAUCUACGUCAGACAUCAAGAAGGCAUACUACGGCCUCGCAAAGAAGUUUCAUCCGGACACGAACAAGGAUGCGACGGCGAAGACUCGCUUUGUCGAGAUACAGGAUGCCUACGAUACACUAUCCGACGAUAGCAAGCGAUCCGCGUUUGACAAAUACGGAGCAGCAUCACAACAGCAAGGCUUCGAUGCCGAUGCCUACGCAAGAGCGUCUUCCUCUUUCGGAGGUGGGAGCUCACCCUUUGGAGACUUCUUCGCCGGCGGUGGUGCUGGCAAUGCGAGCGGCGCCUCCUCAGAUCUCUUCGAGAGCCUCUUCGGCGCAUUCGGCGGCGGCUCCCGCGGUAGACCGGGUCAAGCAGGACGGAGGAGUCAGCGCGUCGAUAUGACGGGCAGUGACGUCGAGACAGAGAUCACGAUUCCCUUCUUAGAUGCUUGCAAGGGUACUUCGCGCAAAGUCACCAUCCAGCCCGUCGUCAAUUGUCACGUCUGCACGGGCUCUGGAACGAAAAAGGGUGCCAAGAAGACGACCUGUAGUGCCUGUCAGGGCUCAGGAUCAAUGUCCUUUGUCGUUCAGGGCGGCUUCACCAUGUCGACGACCUGUCAGCAGUGCGGCGGCGCGGGCGAGUCUGUCAAGCCACAAGACAUGUGCGGUACUUGUGGCGGCGUCGGGAAAGUCAGAGAGCGAAAGACAGUCGAUGUCGAAGUACCUGCCGGUGUGGACGACGGCCAGAUGGUCAGGCUGGAUGGCCAGGGCGACGCCCCGCUUGAGGGCUCCGGCAAGCCAGGCCAUCUUCUCGUUCGCAUCAACGUGAUCCCCAGCAAGACCUUCAGACGACAAGGCGCCAACAUCUAUCGCGACACGACGCUGCCAUUCCACACCGCAGUUCUCGGCGGCCGCGCAAGGGUGCCAACGCUCGAGGAAGAGGUGGAAGUCAGAAUACCGCCUGGGACGCAGCCAGACGAGGAGAUGCUCCUUCGAGGACGAGGCAUCAAGAAACUGUACAAGCAGCAAAGAGGCGAUCUCCUUCUCAAGUUCAAGAUCUCCGUGCCUAGAUCCUUGACGGCCAGCCAGCGCGCAAUACUAGAAGACUAUGCUGCCGAUAUCGAAGGCAGGCCGAAGCCAUCUGACACGAAACCGGCAGAGCCUGAGGCCACUGUUGUUGAUGAGCUCGCUUUCCAAGACGUAUGGCAAGCUGCUCUGAAGCAGGCCAGAGCGGAAGUGAAUGCGAGUGCGAGCGCACCAUCCUCUGCUUCGGCCGCCAAGCCAGAGCAGACAGCUGACCAGCCAAACACUGAUGCGUCAAGCACGUCCGACCCGCCCCAUCCACCUAGCGGCACAGCACCUAGCGACAAAGUGCAUGGGCAGGACGGCCUGAUGAGUCGUGCAGGCCGAUUCUUGGGCAAUAUGUUCUGA
Messenger RNA from Mixia osmundae IAM 14324, 1731 nucleotides. RefSeq lists its product as uncharacterized. NCBI's taxonomy places the organism in Eukaryota, Fungi, Basidiomycota, Mixiomycetes, Mixiales, Mixiaceae. The transcript has 6 exons. Bases 1 to 1731 code for a protein of 576 amino acids. The record is from RefSeq and is a predicted model, not a curated record. Gene Ontology annotation, molecular function: heat shock protein binding; ATP binding. Gene Ontology annotation, cellular component: cytoplasm. Gene Ontology annotation, biological process: response to heat; protein refolding.